AUGAGAUACUCAGCUGCAGUUUUGGGGAUUGUUUUUACAUUGAUUUCUUGGGAUGGAGUAAAUUCAAAUGCCACCCAUUGUAAGGCAGAGGAGAGGGAAGCCCUUCUCGACUUCAAGCAAUCUCUCACCGAUCCUUCCAACCGCCUCUCUUCCUGGGUUGGUGAGGAUUGCUGCAGCUGGACAGGAGUUCGCUGCCACAACACCACUGCCCAUGUCAUCCAUCUCAACCUCUCCAAUCCAAUAUUCCCUAUUCAUCAUGAUGAUUAUUAUUAUUAUGAUAUUGAUAUUGAUUAUGAGUCUUUGUUUGCUGCGCAGAAGAGGUCCAGUUUGGGUGGGAACAUAAGCGGCUCUUUGCUGCAAUUGAAACAUCUUCAGCAUCUGGACUUGAGUCUCAAUCAUUUUCAGGGACUUCAGAUUCCACAGUUCUUUGGUUCCCUCCCCAAUCUCGCUUAUCUUAACCUUUCUUCUGCGGGAUUUGUGGGCGCCAUUCCUCCUCAACUUGGGAAUCUUUCAAGCUUGCAUUAUCUUGAUAUUGGCUGGAAUUCUGGUUUGUACGUUACAGAUGACGUGAGAUGGAUUUCCCAUCUCUCCUCAAUUGAAUUCCUCGACAUGAGCUUUGUCAAUCUCAGCCGGGCAUCUAAUAAUUGGCUUCAGGCAAUGAACAUCCUCCCUUCCUUAUCCACGUUGAUCUUGCAUUAUUGUUCCCUCAGCCAUAAUCUUCCUCUUUCUCAUGUCAAUUUUUCUUCCCUCGUCGCUCUUGAUCUCUCCGAUAACUCUUUCAGGAAUUCUUCCACAUUUGGAUGGCUCUCCAGUCUCACUUCUCUUGUUUCACUCAAUCUGGGUGGCACCUAUUUUACAGAUGGUUCGAUUCCAAUAUAUCUUCAGAACACGUCCACUACUCUUCGAUCCAUGGACCUUUCUGAUUGCAAUUUGAACUCUACCACACCGAACUGGUUUUCUGGUCUCUCUUCUAUUGUUUCCCUUGAUCUGAGUGAGAACCAGAUUCCUGGCUCGCUUCCCGCCCCUCUACGGAACCUAACUACUCUUCGGUUCCUUAAUCUUGCUCGUAACCAAUUCAACUUUGCAAUACCAGAGUGGUUGUACGACAUGACCGGCCUCCAAAGUCUCGAUCUUUCUUCCAAUCAUUUUCAAGGAUCAAUUUCUGGUGCUAUUGGCAACCUGACAUUACUCACAGUACUCGAUCUUUCUUUCAAUCAUUUUCAAGGAUCAAUUUCUGGUGCUAUUGGCAACCUGACAUCGCUUACAAAACUCCGGUUAUCUGGCAAUGACUUUGAAGGACGGAUUCCGACAUCCUUAGGAAACCUCUUCAAUUUGAGAGUUUUAGAUUUGGCAGGGAACCAACUCAGUGGAGACAUUUCUGAAAUUUUUGGAGAUUAUUCAUUCGAUUCGUGCGCCAAGGAAACACUAGAGUCAGGCCAAUUGCCCAAGCAUUUCGGAGAAUUUAAAAGUUUGUCCGUGAUUGAUAUUUCCGGCAACUCCAUUUCAGGCCCACUUCCAGUGUCCAUAGGGAAAUUAUCAUCCUUGAGGGUCUUAUAUAUUUCUUCCAAUCUUUUCAAUGGGAGUAUUCCAGAAACUCUUGGGAGUCUCUCUAAAUUAGAAAGUGUGUACAUCUCUAACAAUUCCUUCGAAGGCACCGUUUCAGAAGUUCACUUUGCAAAUCUGACAAGACUGAAGUUUUUCUCUGCUGCUUCAAACCCAUUGGCCUUGAAAAUAAGCCCCAAUUGGAUUCCUCCAUUUCAACUCCGUCGAAUUUCACUGAGGUCAACUCAUAUGGGACCCCAAUUAUUUCCUUCAUGGCUUCAAACACAGAGGGAAUUGGCAUAUUUAGGGCUAUCAAAUGCUUCAAUAUAUGGUGUAAUCCCAACUUGGCUUUCCAAUAUGUCGCAACUUUCCUAUGUGGAUCUAUCUCAAAACCAUAUCCAAGGCCCGUUGCCUCCUAUGCCUGCUACACUAAGCGAUUUAGAUCUUCAAAUAAUUACUUGA
Messenger RNA from Malania oleifera, 2004 nucleotides. RefSeq names its product receptor-like protein EIX1. Gene Ontology annotation, molecular function: protein binding. The record is from RefSeq and is a predicted model, not a curated record. The transcript has a single exon. Bases 1 to 2004 code for a protein of 667 amino acids. Lineage: Eukaryota; Viridiplantae; Streptophyta; Magnoliopsida; Santalales; Ximeniaceae.